This is a messenger RNA of Clunio marinus, 540 nucleotides long. The record is from the annotation of a GenBank genome assembly. Lineage: Eukaryota; Metazoa; Arthropoda; Insecta; Diptera; Chironomidae.
AUGAAAUUUGUUACAGCAGCAGAAGAUUUGAGUAUCACGAAGAUUGCUGGUUUAACAUGGGAACAAUGGAACGAACGAUUAGCAAUGCCACUUGUGACAACACUUCGCGAAGGUGCUCAUCCUUUGGUUUUCCCACGAGAUUUGUGUGUCAGUACGAUGGAAAUGAAAAGUGAACGCUCUGAAGAACGAUCGCCGAAUGGAUCAUCUGGAAGUGCAAGUGGAAAUGGCAACACAACAACACCAGGAAACGGGUCUACCAUGCAGGAAGGUUUUACAUGUCCCGAUUGUGGCCGUAUGUAUAAGUUAAAAUCGUCUUUAAGAAACCACCAAAAGUGGGAGUGCGGAAAAGAGCCACAAUUCCAAUGUCCAUAUUGCGUGUACAGAGCUAAACAGAAGAUGCACAUCGGUCGUCACAUGGAACGAAUGCACAAAGAGAAAUUCUUCAAGGUCGGCGGUGAUGGAAAAAUCAUUGCACUUGAAGAAGCUCUGAGUCAAAUCGUUCAGGCGACUGGAUGUGGCGACUUUAAUGCGACAUUAUAA